AUGCUCAGGCGCCCAAAAAAAUUAGUGAAGCUGGUUACUUUCGAUGCCUUGCAUACCAUAAUUACACCCCGACUGCCUAUUCAUGAACAAUAUUCGAGGGUGUUCUCCCCGUACGUUGGCGACCUCGAUCCAACCAAAAUCAAACAGUCAUUCCGAGUUGCCUUGAAGUGUGUGCAGAAAGAGCAUCCUUUCUAUAACAAAGGAGCUCAAAAUUGGUGGCAAGAUGUCAUUCGACGCACUGCGAUUGGCGCAGGGGCCGACGAAAAAGCUCUCGACGCUCACUUGGCUGAAAUCACGCGAAAACUGAUGAAGCGCUUCAGCUCAGACGAAGGCUACAAGGUUUUUGAAGACACUCUUACAACCAUUUCGCGCCUCCGAGAGCAGACCGACAUCAAAACAGCAAUCAUCAGCAACGGUGAUACCAGACUUCGCAGCGUUCUAGAGAGUUUAAACUUGACAACUUUGUUCGAUGCAAUUAUUCUGAGUGAAGAAGAAGGGGUUGAAAAGCCCUCUCCCAAGAUUUUUGAGAGGACGUUGCAAAUGGUCAAUCAAAACAUAGUGGAACAUGAAGGUAGCAUCAGACCAAGCCAGUGCUUGCAUGUCGGAGACGAACUUGUAUCUGAUUACCAAGGAGCAUCAAACGUAGGUUGGCACGCACUGCUGUUGCGUAGAACUGGAGCAGAUGGAGAGCAAGAACACAAGGAACAUGGAGAGGACCUCAAGGGAAUCCAGACAAUCAGUUCUUUAGGUGGAGUUAUUAACUGGAUACAAACAGGGGAGGUAUGA
Molecule: messenger RNA, 786 nt
Organism: Psilocybe cubensis
Lineage: Eukaryota; Fungi; Basidiomycota; Agaricomycetes; Agaricales; Agrocybaceae
Exons: 6
Coding region: 1-786 (261 amino acids)
Source: RefSeq, a predicted model, not a curated record